UUGUAUCCUGUUUAAUAUCUAAACAGAGUAAAUGUGCAGCCACACCAUCAUCACAUCAAGCAACACAAUGCUGAGUGCAGUGUAAGCAAUUGGUCGAGCAGCGAGCCAGGCCUGUGGUGUGUGGAAAAUGCUAGUGGAGACAGACAAUGCACUGGUCCCAGGUCUGGUUCUAGCCCUCCAUGGGACAGGGCUGAUCCCACUUCGACAACAGCGCACGAUCUUCUUUACUGCCUUUUUUGUUUUCUUUGAUUGCCCUCGUGCAGGGACCACCACAUCAUGGGCUCGGGAAGGAUGUUCAAGUUCGCCGUUUGUGAGUUACUGCAGUUCACAGGCCUUUGUGUGCCGCUCUUUAUCAUUAUGCAGAGGUUUGCUGUCAUUGUAGUAAAGGUCAAAGCCUCAGAGCAGCCCCCGGGUGACAGCACCACUGUUUACUGGUUGAUUGUUGCCUCCUCAAUUGCCUAUGUUACCUCUACUGCCCUGCUGGUCUGGCUACCCCUGAAGUACAUGGUCUUCAUGAAGAAGAAGUUUCUCAUUGGAAAAAAGAAGUGGAGGCCUGUUGCCCUUGUAUAUGUGAUCCUCUCCACAUUACCCUGCUUUGCCUUUCUCAUCGCCAGCUCAGAGGUUCAGAUAAAUAACAACCUAAAACACGACACGUUCCAGGAGCUCCCAGUGUCACUAGUCCUCUUCUCUCUAAUCUGUAUUGAUGUCGUGGAAAGAAUACGCCACUGCAGACUAACUGGACAGGCAAAUGAGAUGGCAAGAGAUGCAGACAUCCCUUCUAGUCUCCUCACACACGUGGAGCAGGUGACACAAGUGACGCCCAUCACACUAGCGGCUCCUAGGCCAGCUACACCUGGGCCAGCUGUGGCCGGUGCUAUUCCACGAGCAGCAGGUCAGAUCAACGACAGGAACCACAAUGGAGUAGGGGCACGCCUAGAGAGUAACGGAAUGGUGCCAGGAAUACCACGUAACCAUGGGAGACCUUUUAACAUCUCAGAGUUGAAUUCACACUCAGGAAGCGGUGCAGCGUACCACAUACCUCCAUAUGCUUACACCGGCCCGUUACGUUUCCUGUGUGCCAGUGAUGCCCGAGCAGACGUGUUUGUGGACAGCUUCCUGUUCUGGAUGGACACAGUGGAGAUGGUGAGGGUGGCAGAACACCCACGAGUCUACUACUCAGGCUGGGUGUUUCCCAUUUAUAUCUUCAGCUACUUGUCCUGUUUGCGUGUGGUGGUCAUGCCCCACAGCCCAUUGCUUUCCUCACUUGGUGUGGCCCUGCAAGACUUGCCCUUCUUCUUCGUGCGUGUUGGACUCAUUGCCUUCUUUGGCCUCGUCACACCCAUCCUGUAUUUGAUGAAGAACCUGUUGGUGUGCCUGGCCUUUGUCUACUUCAACUUCAUGACCAAACUGAGGUUGUUCAACACAGAAAGGAUGUACUUUUGAGAGUGACACUCAGGGCAAAGACUACGCUGCAAAUGUACAACAACAGAAUAUCUAAGAGCACAGCUGGUUUCGGUGAUGUAGAAAUGGAUUUGUGCAUGUGCCACAAAGGGAGGUGGUUUCACAGGUCACAAGGGAGGAAGUGUUUUCCCAUCACUGAAGUUGACUAUCAAACACAAGAUUUGUGCCUUUGAUUAUUGCAUUCAUGUUUCAAAAUUUCCUUUUUUAAUA
Thalassophryne amazonica is the source of this 1671-nucleotide messenger RNA. Its product is annotated as transmembrane protein 236-like. The record is from RefSeq and is a predicted model, not a curated record. The transcript is spliced from 4 exons. The coding region runs from base 277 to 1443 and encodes 388 amino acids. NCBI's taxonomy places the organism in Eukaryota, Metazoa, Chordata, Actinopteri, Batrachoidiformes, Batrachoididae.